Molecule: messenger RNA, 2710 nt
Organism: Hypanus sabinus (Atlantic stingray)
Lineage: Eukaryota; Metazoa; Chordata; Chondrichthyes; Myliobatiformes; Dasyatidae
Product: N-acylglucosamine 2-epimerase-like
Exons: 7
Coding region: 1-1089 (362 amino acids)
Biological process (GO): N-acetylglucosamine metabolic process; N-acetylmannosamine metabolic process; carbohydrate metabolic process
Molecular function (GO): peptidase inhibitor activity; N-acylglucosamine 2-epimerase activity
Source: RefSeq, a predicted model, not a curated record
AUGUCACAGGUGCAUCAAAACGUACAGCGAGAUGCCUCGCUGGUGACAACAGCCGGCACAGUCCGAGUAUGGGGGGAGCACCACACUACUGGUGUGUGCAGCUCACUAUCCCUAACACACCACGUCUCCGAAACGUGGGAGCUCCCAGAGGAAACCCACACAGGGGAAAACUCCUUCCGGGCAGCGGCGGAGAUUGUUGGCAGUUUAAAGCGUUACGCUACCCAGGGCGCUCGGAAGGCAACGGAGAGCCCGCGAGUGUGCGGGCCCGUGUGUCAGUGUGUCACACUCUCGCUCUGCUGUCUGCAGAGGGAGGCGCUGUCGAUGAUGGACCAGGUGUGUCACUGGGUUCGGGUGGACCCGGCUGGGCUGGGACGACCCCACCUGCCCGGGGCCCCUGACACCAGCUCCCUGGCGGUGCCCAUGAUGCUGCUGUGCCUCGUGCAGCAGCUCGAGGAGGGCGUGUCGGAGAGGGAGCAGAGGUACCGGGAGGUCGGCGAUUGGAGCGUGCGGAAAAUCCUCCAACACCUGAAGAGGGACGGGACGGCCGUGCUGGAGACGGUGUCCUCCGAAGGAAACGAGCUCCCGGGAAGCCAGGGACGGCUGAUGAACCCAGGCCACGCGCUGGAGGCCGGCUGGUUUCUCCUGCGAUGGGCGGAGGCUACGGGCUCGCAGGAGCUGAUGGCGACAGCGCUCGAGGGAUUCCUGGUCAGGCCGUUCCGCACGGGCUGGGACCAACAGCACGGGGGGCUGUUCUCCUUCCUCGACGUGGACGGGCUCCCCCCCACCCAGCUCGAAUGGGACAUGAAACUCUGGUGGCCCCACACUGAAGCUCUGGUGGCCCUCCUGUUGGGCUACAAGCAGAGUCGUGACCCCCAGCUCCUCGACUUCUUCCGCCAGGUCUUUGACUACAGCUUCAGCCACUUUCCGGAUCAGGAGCACGGAGAAUGGUACGGCUACCUGAACCGGCGCGGAGAGGUCACCCACUCCUUCAAGGGAGGACCUUUCAAAGGGUGCUUCCAUCUGCCCCGCAGCCUCUACCUCUGCGAGACCACUCUCGACUCCCUGCUGGCAGAGAGCUCGAUGUCCUGAGGAACGGGGGCUUCCAGGAAGGCGAGGCUCCUCCUUCCUCCCCCGCACCGCUGGAUCAAAAGGGAGGGGAGCAGCCAGGAGCCCCGCUGUCGACCGCAAUGAAGGAACCCCCGCCUCCCCACCCCACUUUCAGAAUUACCUCUGAUUCUCCAGCUUCCAAGUCCAGAGCUUAUUCACAAUGCACAAGGCGACAGAGUGGGUGUGGGGGGAGGGGCUGCACUCUGUGUCUGACCCCGGGAGUGUGUGAUGGGACGGUGUGGAGGGAGAUUCACUCUGUGUCUGACCCCGGGAGAGUGUGAUGGGACGGUGUGGAGGGAGAUUCACUCUGUGUCUGACCCCGGGAGAGUGUGAUGGGACGGUGCGGAGGGAGUUUCACUCUGUGUCUGACCCCGGGAAUGUGUGAUGGGACGGUGUGGAGGGAGAUUCACUCUGUGUCUGACCCCGGGAGAGUGUGAUGGGACGGUGCGGAGGGAGUUUCACUCUGUGUCUGACCCCGGGAGAGUGUGAUGGGACGGUGCGGAGGGAGUUUCACUCUGUAUUUGACCCUGGGAGUUUGAAAUUGUUCCUUGUAUUUCAAUAUUUUUUACAUGGUGUUGAAAUCCUCUUCGCUGGGGACACUCCCCUAUCCACUCCCAACACCAGCAGCCCCACAAUGCCUGUGAGGAACCAGGGGGUCACCCCGUUCUCCCACUCUAGUGACACCUGGCCACAGGUACGUCCUCUGAGGAGGGGUGGGUGGUCAGCUGGGACCCAGUCCCCUGCCCAUCCUGCGGCCAGGAUCCACCAAUGACCCAGAAACAAAUCCCCCAACCCCCCAGCACACCUUCCCCCCACCUCCGGAAGCAGGUCUUCCAAAGUUUGGGAAUGUUUGGGGUGGGUGUGGCCAGAACUGGAGGAAAACUAAAUCAAGAGGAUUAGAAAAUUAAACUUGUUACACGGAGCGCUGCAGCACAGAAGCAGGCCCUUCGGCCCUUCUAAUCUGUGCUGAACUCUUACUCUGCCUGUACCCCUUGAACCACACCUAUACCACGAGCAACCAUACCCCUCCAUCUAUGUACCUGUUCAAAUCUCUCCCCUAUGGUGCAUCCCUCACUUCCACCAGCAGCUCGUUCCACACUGAGUGAAGAACUUUCUGCCUCGGGUUCCCCUUAAAUAUUUCACCUUUCACCCUAAACCCGUGACCUCUGGUUUUCGUCUCACCGAACCUUGGAAAAAGCCUGCUUGCAUUUACCCUAUCUGCACCCCUCAUAAUUUUGUACACCCCUAUCAAUCUCUCCUUAUUCUCCUACCCUCCAGGGAAUAAUGUCCUAUCCUAUUCAACCUUUCUCUGUGACUCAGGUUCUCAAGUCCCUAUAAUAUUCUUCUAAAUUUUUAACAUAGUUCAGUACUCUGAGAUCAAUUUAACCCUUCCUUCCUGCAUCAUUGCCCUCAUAAUGUGAUGUGUUGAGUGAUGUCAUCAUUAUUUGCUGUGUCACAUGAAAUCAUUAGGUGCUGUGUCGUGUGAUCAUGGUUUAUCUGUGACCGUGACUGUUCUUGGCAAAUCUUUCUGCAGAACGGGUUGCAGUCGCCUUACUCUGGGGUAGUGUGUUUACAGGAUGGGUGACCCCCCCCCCCCCAACCC